Monascus purpureus is the source of this 1808-nucleotide messenger RNA. The record is from the annotation of a GenBank genome assembly. NCBI's taxonomy places the organism in Eukaryota, Fungi, Ascomycota, Eurotiomycetes, Eurotiales, Aspergillaceae.
AGCGCUUUUCCCUCUGCCUCAAUGCCUCUUCUGUCAACUUCCUGCGUUUCUCUUGUUAAUAUGCUCUAGAAAUCCGCUUCGAUCCUGUCCCGUUUUAACUGCUGUCCCUCGAAAACCCGCCCCUUUCCUCCCCCCGCGCCCCCUCCUUAUCCUUCGUGCAAAUGGCUACCACCAACGGCCACACCGCAAUUUCCGCUGUCGAUGCCGCCGCAGAAGAACGGCGUCGCCUUCAUCAUGAGUCCGACGUGCUAAUUGUGGGCGCAGGCGUCCUUGGAAGCGCCCUGGCAGUCGCAUUGGGCCGACAGGGGCGGAGCGUGCUGCUCCUCGAAAGCUCUCUGAAGGAGCCCGACCGCAUCAUCGGUGAGCUCCUCCAGCCUGGCGGAGUGCAGGCCUUGGAACAAUUAGGUCUACGGGACUGUCUGGAGGGAAUUGAUGCCGUCCCCGUUCGCGGGUACCAUGUCUCUUACCAGGGGGAUACGGUGGACAUUCCGUAUCCCAAGGAGACGCCGUCGUCGCCAGCCCCCGAGGGUCGCGCCUUUCACCAUGGCCGAUUCAUCAUGAAACUGCGUGAAGCCGCUAUGGCCUGUCCCAACGUGACGGUUGUCGAGGCCAAGGCGAUGGAGCUGGUGACCUGCUCGUUCAACGAUAAUGUCCUGGGUGUCAAGACCGUGACCAAGGACGGCAAGACGGAUUGCUACUUCGCCGAUCUCACGGUUGUCGCGGACGGAUACGCCUCGAAAUUCCGCAAGGGACAUCACGAGUACUCUCCCAAGGUGCGGUCGAAGUUCUUUGGUCUCGAACUCAUCGACGCUGCCCUCCCUAAGCCCUUCCACGGACAUAUCCUGCUCAACAGCGAGACUCCGCCCGUCCUGCUGUACCAGAUCGGCACCCAUGAGACUAGGAUCCUGGUCGAUAUCCCCGAGAACCUACCGUCGGCGACAGUCGAGAAGGGCGGCGUCAAGGGCCACCUUCGCAACGUCAUCCUCCCGUCGCUGCCCAAGGGCGCGCAGGGUCCGUUCCUGCAGGCCCUCGAGAAGGGCCAGAUGCGGUCCAUGCCCAAUUCCUUCUUACCGGCUUCCACGAACAAGACUCCCGGGCUGAUCAUGCUGGGUGAUGCGCUCAACAUGCGCCAUCCUUUGACUGGUGGCGGCAUGACGGUCGCGUUCAGCGACGUGGUGGUCAUCCGCGACGUGCUUAGUCCCGAGAACGUUCCCAACCUGGCAGAUACCAAGAAGGUGCUGAAGCAGAUGGAGGUCUUCCACUGGAAAAGAAAGCACGGGUCAUCCGUGAUCAACAUUCUCUCCAUGGCUCUUUACAGUCUAUUUGCUGCUGGUAACCCCAAUCUCAAAGUUCUCCAACGCGGCUGCUUCCGCUACUUCCAACUUGGCAUCACCAAAGGCCCCGUUAGUCUCCUCGCAGGCAUCAUCAAGGAACCGCUCGUGCUCUUCUGGCACUUCUUCUCCGUCGCCUUUCUUUCCCUCUGGGUGCUCUUCCGCGAAAGUGCCCUGUACAUGCUCCCUUUCUUUCCCUUCCAGAGUAUCUCGGUAUUCGUCACCGCUUGCGUGGUGAUUUUCCCUUAUAUUUACAUGGAGCUUUUAAAAUGAAGUCAAGGAGAGGGUGUUAUGGUUUGGAAAAAGGAAAGAAAAAAACGAAACAUUAGAAAAGGUGAUAGCAGGGGACCGUUAUAUUUUAAUUUCCUUUUUGUUCUUUUUCUUUUGCUUUAUUUAUUUUAAUACGGAUUCAGGUAUGAGUUUGGGAUUCGUUCAAAGGUCUCUGCAUGUAUGUAUAUUAUGUUGACAUGUGAUCAU